AUGUACAGGAUACUCUCAUUAAUUUUUUAUCUCAUUGUAAAUAUCAGAUUCUUAUUAUCGCUGGAUAUUUCAAAGCCACAGGAUAAUAGUGAGCUUAGAAAACCAAUUAUUAUAAAAGCUCCAGAUGACGUCAUCACAACUGAGAGUGUUCUUGAAUUCACUUGUAAAGCUCAAGGGAAUCCAACGCCUCUAAUUAUUUGGUAUAAUGCAAGUACUGGUGAGCCUUUGAUAGACAGAUUUCAGACAUCUGGUCAUCAAACAAGCAUACAUAUGAAUAAACACCAAGGCAAUUUGAUGAUUUCUAAUCCAGCUCCAAGAAAAUCUUACUUUGUUUAUUGUAAUGCAACAAAUUCUGUAGGUUGGGUAACAAGUUGGCCACCAGUUCUAGGAGCUAUAGCAUAUCUCGACUCUGAAUUCCCUUUAAAUCCGACUGAUAUUGAAGCAGAUCAAGGAGCCAGUGUAACAUUUGACUGCACUCCUCCACAGGGAUUUCCAAAGCCUAUGAUAUUUUGGAUCAAGGAUAAUCAAACUAUUAUUGAGGCGAAUAAAUCACAAAGCUCUCAUUUAUCAAAUAUUCGAAUAAUGCUAGACGGUAAGCUUAGAAUACAUCCAGUAAGUAUUAAAGACACUGGAAAUUAUGUUUGCGCAGCAUCAAAUCUGAUUGGCAAACGACUGUCCCGUUCUGCACGUUUACAAGUGAAAUCACAUGAUUAUAUUAAAAGAGGAGCAAAGCACAUCCGAGCAAGACAAGGUGAACAAGUUAAGUUGGUUUGUCCAUCCAUCAUUACCGAUAAGCCGAUAAAGUGGAGACGGAAAUCAAAAGAUUCUGUGAUUGCUUCAGAUAGAAUUGAACAGAGAAAAACUUACCUAAUCAUCAGUCACGCAAGAUAUACUGAUUCUGAUGUUUAUAUAUGCACAGCGCAAAAUGGAGAUGAAGUCGAGAUACGUUUAACAGUUGAAACACCGCCAAUAUUCCUGAAAUCACCAAGCGAUUUGAAUUUAAAUGUAGGUGAGAAGGCUGUUUUUCUCUGUUCUGUGGAUGGAAUUCCUAAGCCGAGUAUUUACUGGGAAUUGCCGGACAAAAGUCCUAUUUUCCCAUCAGACAAUUUGCUUGAAAAACAAACAUCAAAUAAAUAUCGCGUUUAUAAUAAUGGAACAUUGGAAAUAAAUUCGAUUACAUUACAAGAUGCUGGUAAAUACCACUGUAUUGCACAUUCCUCGGUUGAUAUGGUGCAGACGAGUGCAGUGUUAAGAGUUAAACAAGCUAAAUCGGAUGAGACAUCGUCUAGCGCAUCGAAAGCAGUAAGAUAUGUUCCACCGUAUAUUGGAUUACCUCCAUCGAAUAAAACUCAGGUAGUUGGAAAGUCUGUUCUGAUUGACUGUGAAAUACCUCGUUUUGUUAAAAUAGUUUAUUCACAUAAACUGAAAGAUGAUAAACAUCUUGGUCAGGAUAACGCGGAUACAUUUAGUCUUCAAUCAACUGAACAUUGGGAAGUAAGCUGGAAACGUUCUUCACUAUCGAAUGCUAACAUGAAUCAGCUUACUAAUGGAGUUAUUCACCGGAAUAGUUCGAGAUUUAAAAUUCUUCAGAGUGGAAGUUUACAAAUAAAUGAUUUGCAGAUUAAUGAUUCUGGUGUGUACACUUGUCUAGUCAAAGAUGAUACACAUGCUAUAAAUGAGGCUACAAUCCAUUUGACUGUAUUAUUUUCUAAACCGAAAGAAGGUAUUUCGGAUUAUCUGCAAGAAUAUCCUCUUUCUGCUCCAAAUAAUCUUCAAGUAAUGAAUACAACAGAGCAAAGUGUUACAUUAACUUGGAAUCCUCCAUUUUUAUAUGCUACAGGAAGUCAUAGUAGAUCUAUUUUACCUAUGAAUUAUUGGAUUGAACUUUAUACACCUGAUCGACCCAAUGAUGGAUGGAUUGUAAUUGAACGUAGUUGGCCGGUUAAUUUGAUUACCUUAAAUGGUCUUAGUGUUAACAUUCCUUAUUAUAUUAUAAUUCGUGCUAAGUUAGGUCAGGGUCGUGUAGGCUGGGCAAGUGAUCCAUUUGGACCUAUAUACACGGAAACAUUAAAUAAUUAUGCUGAGAAUAGUUCAAAAAGUGAUAAUCUUACCGUCGAUGAGUUUAUUUUAAAACCUGUGGAAUUAAAAAAUGUCCAACUGACGGUCUUGUCAUCUAAAAGCAUUCAUGUCAGUUGGAAUGUGUAUGAAGAAGCUUCAGUCUUAUCAAGGAUAAGUGGAUACAUCAUCUACUAUCGCAGUGUGGAACAUGUAAGAUGUUUGAAUGACAAGUAUUCACAAAUCAGCCUAAGUGAUAAGAACUUCAUAAAUAAUUAUUGUAGCCUAAAUCCUGAAAACUAUCAUAAAUCUGCAAGUGUCAGUGAAGUUUAUAAACGUCUGGAGUUGAUGAGACAAAUCUGUCAAGAAGAACAAGAAAGUAAUACUACGGAUUCUGUUACUUCACUGCCCGGAGUUAUUUCAACCGUGACUAUCGAUGCAAAUUAUGUGAAAAGUGAGUUAGAUAAGCAUUCACAACGUAUAAAUCAUAAGAUCACUUCCUUAUUAACAGAACUUAGACCAUUUCGGUGUUAUGAAGUUGGUAUCAGAGCAUUCAGUGGCAAAAUAUCCGUGAACUACUUAGAAACUAGUGAUAUCUUUACACAUACAGCACUCACCUAUGAAACAAGUCCAGCGUCUCCUCCAAGAAAUAUAUUCGCCGGUUGGUUAUUCAGUGAAAGUUUAGAGGUAGGAUGGACAGCACCACGUGUGUCCGACUGGAAUGGUAUUAUUCUUGGAUACAUUGUUUAUAUUCAUGAUGAAGUCUUGAAAACAUACCACAGUGUAAAUGUGACUUCAGGAAGUAGAAAGGUAGCGAUUAGUUUAAAUUCGCUACCGAAAUCAUUCAGUAUUCAGAUAGCUGCUUACACAUGCAUGGGUAUUGGCAUCAGAAGUGAUUUGCUAAAAAUCGAUACAAUUCAAGGUAUUAAUUUACAAAAGAACAGAGAAUUGUCAACAGGUAGAACUACUGAAGACCUGAAGAAACCAUCAGUCUCAUUUUUAACAGAAUAUUCAGUGAAAGAUGAACAACUAAUCAGUCAACCUUGGUUCAUUAGCGCUGUAGUUAGCAGUCUUCUAGCCUGGUGCAUUAUAUUUGGGAUAUGUGUUGUGUGUUGGAUACGUCGUAAUAAAUUUUGUAAGAAACGCCUUACAUAUCAAAUAUCACAAUCCAAUUUCCAACAUGAUUCGCCUUCAAAAAAUAAAGAUUGCAAGUCGAAGGUGAAUAGCAUGAAUGAAAUAACAAAGGGUAGUGCAGUACAACACAACGGAUAUUUAAAUAAUCAGAUGGGUAAUGGUUCUUUGACAAUAAGUGUAAGCUCUGGUGAUCAGACAUUGGACAUGAAAAUGCAACCGCAUGUUUCAUACUUACCUAUUAGACAAUCAUCAGAGAAUAUAUCCAAUGGCAGUUCAUUAAACGGCUGUGGUCUCCAAUGUUUUCAGUAUUCUAAUGAACCUCGAAUCAAUCCAUCUAAAUCACAAUUAAAGUCUGGUAGAUUUCCUACAAACCAUAACAUAGCAUCAAAUCCUGCAAAUAACAACUCUAAUAUACCUCAAGGAUAUCACACAUUCACUAGGCGUUUAAAUCCACAUACACAAACUAAUAGCGGUUUUUUCAUCAAUGACACACAAGAUCUUGUACAAACAAAUUCAUCACACGUUACCUCAGCUUCUCAAACUAGCUCAGAACCAUUUGAUUCAGCAAUUUAUUUGGAACAACUGCCAAAUAGACAACAUUUUAAUGAAUCUCCAGGUCCACUUUUAACACCACCAACAUCAAUGACAGCAGUCAAUGGUGAUUAUUGUAAUGAACAGGGAUAUACACCUGUGGUGACACCCUAUGCAACAGCCUCUAUUAUUCCUAAUCAUAAUCGUGAUGCAAUCAUAAAUUCAUCUAGAAGGCAAGUCCAGUUAAAUGAUAACAUACAACAAAAUGACACUAUUAGUUCAUCAGAUUUAUAUUCACAGAAUAUGUACAUAACAUGUGUGGAUCUGCCUAACUGUCAAAGACAACAAAUGUUACACGCCCUAACGGUAUUGGACAGUAAAACAUAA
Molecule: messenger RNA, 4107 nt
Organism: Trichobilharzia regenti
Lineage: Eukaryota; Metazoa; Platyhelminthes; Trematoda; Strigeidida; Schistosomatidae
Source: the annotation of a GenBank genome assembly